AUGUGCACAGUUCAUACGAAUAGGGACUUGUCCCCAAUCGAGAAGUUUAAUUAUCUACAAAGUAAGGUUGUAGGCGAAGCCAAACAAUCCAUUGCUGGAUUGGCGUUGUCCAAGGAAAAUUAUGAUGUGGCAGUUACGAUUCUUAAAGAGAGGUUUGGAAAUCCGCAAGAAGCUGUGGAUUUACACUACAACAAGCUGAUAAAUAUCCCAACACCUAGUGAGAAAGUGGAAAGUUUAAGAACAUUUUUGGAUACGAUAGAAAGACACCUUCAGUUUAGAGGUAUUAAAAUAAAAUACCAACCAACAUGUGUUUAUUUCAAUGAUUUGGUCGAAACUUCCAAGAAAUGUAUUAAAAAAAAUAGAGUUAAAAUGUGGAUCGGAAACAGAAUGGAUAAGCUCAGAGAUGAAAUCCGGGAAUACGUAGUAGCAUGUGAAAGAGCCGAAAGCAAAGAUGGGAAUAAAACACAACCGGAAAUUCAAAGGGGAGGUACGCCAAAGUUCCUAAAGCAUCAAAACAAGCCACACCAUCCAGCAUACCGUCCUCAGAAAAUUUCAAGACCAGUGUAUAACGCUCCAGCGUCCGCGGAAGCUUUAGCAGUAAAUGUUAAGAGCAAAGCAACAAGCAAUGUUAAAGAUAGGUGUAGGUACUGCAGUGAACGACACUGGAGUGAUGAAUGUUUGAAAUAUAAAACAGUUGAAGAACGCAAAAGAAAAUUAAAUGGGUCCUGUUUCAAAUGUUUGAAGGAAGGUCACUUGGCAACUGAGUGUAAAUCGAAAAAAGUUUGUGUGCAUUGUGGUGAAAUGAACAAACAUCAUAGAAGUUUGUGCCCAAAUAAAUUUGAAAUUAGGUCAUCUAGUGUGCAUUCAUCAGAAGAAAUAAGUGAUGCAACUCCUCAGGAGGAUGAUAUGUCUGCGGAAGGACACGUUCUUAUUUCUUCAAAUGAAAUGGUGCUUAUGCAAACAGCACAGACAGAGAUUUGCAAUGAACAAAAUUCCGUUUACGAAAGGGCUCGUCUAUUAUUUGAUUCGGGGUCACAAAGGACCUACAUUACGGAAAGAUUAGCUACAAAGUUGGGUUUGAAACCUGAAGAUGAACAGGAGUUAAAACUUGUGACGUUCGGUAGUGAAAACACAAAAGUGAUAAAAACGAAGUCAGCCAAAAUAAGUAUCAAAUUAAAUAAUGGCUCCUACAUGAAAAUAACAGCAAAUGUUGUGCCCACUAUAAGUGGUACUAUUCGAAGGAAUCCAGUGAAACAACUGUUGACUAAGCAGAUGGAAAAUCUAGUGAAUAGUGUUGAAAUGGCAGACACAAUUCCAUCUGUGAAGGAAUAUUCAACGGUAGAAGUAUUGAUCGGAAACGAUUACUACUAA
Molecule: messenger RNA, 1371 nt
Organism: Mercenaria mercenaria
Lineage: Eukaryota; Metazoa; Mollusca; Bivalvia; Venerida; Veneridae
Exons: 1
Coding region: 1-1371 (456 amino acids)
Molecular function (GO): zinc ion binding; nucleic acid binding
Source: RefSeq, a predicted model, not a curated record